This is a messenger RNA of Jatropha curcas, 1089 nucleotides long. Its product is annotated as Inosine triphosphate pyrophosphatase family protein. Gene Ontology annotation, molecular function: nucleoside triphosphate diphosphatase activity. Gene Ontology annotation, cellular component: cytoplasm. Gene Ontology annotation, biological process: nucleoside triphosphate catabolic process. The record is from RefSeq and is a predicted model, not a curated record. NCBI's taxonomy places the organism in Eukaryota, Viridiplantae, Streptophyta, Magnoliopsida, Malpighiales, Euphorbiaceae.
GAAGCACAAAGUCACAGCGAUUGUUCAAUUUCCUCUCAAAUCAAAAGCACUCUAUAUAUACAUCUGUCUAUCUUCUCUCAAAAGAAGGGAAAAGAACACAGAAAAAGAAAAGAAAGGACUCAGAAUAUGGCAGCGGCAACGAAAGUGGUGGUUUCUCGUCCGGUCACCUUCGUCACUGGAAACGCUAAGAAGCUGGAAGAGGUCCGCGCCAUCAUCGGACAGUCUAUUCCUCUGCGAUCUAAGAAAAUUGAUCUCCCUGAACUGCAAGGCGAACCAGAAGCGAUUUGCAAAGAAAAAGCUCGUUUGGCUGCUAAAGAGGUGAAAGGGCCUGUAUUGGUGGAAGACACGUGUCUCUGCUACAAUGCUCUAAAGGGACUUCCAGGGCCUUACAUCAAGUGGUUUCUGGAGAAGACUGGUCUUAAAGGUCUGAACAACUUGUUGGAUGCAUAUGAUGAUAAAUCUGCUUAUGCGUUGUGUGUGUUUUCAUUUGCACUCGGGCCUGAUUCUGAACCAAUCACCUUUGAGGGGAAAACUAUGGGUAAGAUUGUUCCUGCAAGGGGUCCAACAGAUUUUGGAUGGGAUCCGGUCUUUCAGCCUGAUGGCUAUGAACUAACAUUUGCUGAGAUGCCAAAGGAGGAAAAGAACAAGAUUUCUCACCGCUUUAGGGCUCUUGCAUUGGUGAAAGAUCAUUUUGCUGAAGCUGGAUAUGUCUUUGAGACUGAUGAACCUAAUGGGAAUGAACAAAAUGCAUCUGAUAAGUCCAAGGAAGAUGCAGCUGACAAGAAUGAGAAUGACAACUCUACACCUGUCAAAAGGAAAAUGGAAGAUGGUGGGGAGGCUGAAGAGGAUGCAGCAAGGAAGAAGAAGCUCAAGGGUGAUGAUAAGUAGAUGUUUUAAGAAUAGAAACUACUGAUAGUAUUGGCAAAAAUGUGUACUUUUUACUUGAGAAAGAAGACACUGUGUGUCUAUGUAGUCAGUUUUUGGGAUUCACUCUUUCUUAUGAUUGAGAACGGAUAGUAGAAUUAUUAUUAUAUGUAGUCGAUAUGAACCUUUGGAAUUAAGUAAUUAGCUGACGUUUUCUUGUUUGUU